AUGUCUGAGAAUGAGCAAUCAUCGCGCCUUUCUAAGCGUUCUUCUCGACGUCGAGAAUCCAAGAAAUGGCCAUCUCGAAGCCGUAGGCGGAGCCUACGAAGACUUCAGAUGCCGAAAUAUGAACGUAGAGCUCGAAAACAACGUAGACGUCUGCUCCGAGGUUUGUUCAGUCCUAAACCUGAAUAUAAAGAUACAAAGGAGGAAAAUAAAGGCUCUAAAGCAAUUCACUCGAAUGCGUCACAAAUAACCACAUCACCAGAAACAGAAAGGGUAGAGGACACGCCGAUGGAGACAGAGAUUGAGGAAGCUCGGGAAAGGAAGCCGUGGGAGACUUUAGUGAUUGGCUGCGACUUGGGUGAGAACUUGAGCUACAUCGAAGAAAAGAAUCGCGAGAUUGAGCAACAACAGUAUAUUUUGAGAUACCAUGAGAAACAUUCGCCAGAUCAGGUUCCGCAUAACAAGAGAAUUCUCAAGAGACUAAUGAAGCAGAGGGCGGAGAUGGAAGACAACGAGGAGAAUAAUAUGCCUGAAAACCAGCGGGAAGAGAGCAAUCGCAUUGCUGAACGUCUUAAGCUGCUGAACUGGGCUCUCGAUACUUGCCAAUGCGAAGCUGAAUCAGACAAUAUACGGGCUGCUAUUCAGGGAUAUCAGUCUGGAGAUAUACCAUACUCGGAAAAGUUCACGCUCAUAUAUGGCGGGCACAUCGCCGAUGUCUGCCCCACGUACCAGUCUUUCUGUGAAGACAGACAAGAAAGACUUGACCGUUACGCGAAACGAUUUGGACCCGGUUGGUUGUGGCACGAACCACCGCUGUCUGGUCCAGGAUUUGAGGUGCUAGCGAAGAAAGGCGCUGCCCUGGGACGAAUAAGCUGUGCAGGGAAUUAUGGUAUAGGGCACUACGGCGUGUGUAUGGGAUUUUCCAUGGAUAAAAAACACGUCAUGAGAAUGAGCAAAGAAAGCAAAAGGGGCAAAGAGGUCAAGAGCAUCAAUAACAAAUACCCGGAAAUGAACUCGGAGGUUUCAUCGUGCAUGGUGAAGGUGCUCUUAGACUGCGGCUCAAACUUUCCCAUGCUACCCCUCGGAGACCUGCGGGAUCGUUUCGACGUAGACCUCAAGUAUUAUGCCGCGCAGGGCACCUUGAAUAUACAGAUGGCAUCCGGACAGGUUCAACCGAGCAGGUUCUUCGAAAUGUUUACCUCAGUGUGGUCAGACGAUGGGACUCCACUUGUUGGCAGCGGUGACAAAGCCGUGUGGCCUAGCGAGCCGCCUCUUCUUGGGGGAUAUGUUCCGGUCUGGGUCAACGAACUCAAAUUAGAUAAUAUCCGUUAUACUGAUCGUUUGAGCGGCAUGAUGCCAUUCGAGGCAUGCUACAUGUCAUCGGCACCGACGAAGAGGACGAUUUGGAUCGGGGAGGAUCGUAGAGAUGUGUUGGGUGCCGGACGCAUGCCGCCGCAUUUACGAUAUGAGACGGACAAGGCCAUAGCAGUAGAGCAGCCGCAUCCGUUUGCACAGCUGCGGAAAGAGACGAAGACGCCAGAUGAGGUGAUAUUCCUACACUACCUCAAAGGCAGCGAAAACGAAGUACUCGUAGACGGCGAUUGCCCAGGUGUGCGAGGAAAGAGUGAGUUGGCGGUCUUGAAACAUACAUAUGAUGAAUAUGGCCAGCGAGAUGGACUAAAGAAGAUAAAGACCUUAGCUCUGGAACCACGGCGAGGCAAUUAUCGGGAGAGAAAUUACGAACCACGUCUAUGGGAGCGGGAUUUCUUCCCAACAGAGAAGUUCUUUUCACAACACUAUUUGGGCAUGGGAGAAAAAUCGCGCCAGAAAGAGCCUCAUGAUCUGGCCAAGAUGAAGACCUUUGCGCUUCGGACUGCUGGGACUGCUGGGACCAGUUACGUGACCUGGGCAUGCUGUCAUUGGGAACUCGGGCCUGACUAG
Molecule: messenger RNA, 1938 nt
Organism: Hypoxylon fragiforme
Lineage: Eukaryota; Fungi; Ascomycota; Sordariomycetes; Xylariales; Hypoxylaceae
Exons: 3
Coding region: 1-1938 (645 amino acids)
Source: RefSeq, a predicted model, not a curated record